Xiphophorus maculatus (southern platyfish) is the source of this 1681-nucleotide messenger RNA. It is a transcript of the gene e2f6, whose product is annotated as transcription factor E2F1-like. NCBI's taxonomy places the organism in Eukaryota, Metazoa, Chordata, Actinopteri, Cyprinodontiformes, Poeciliidae. Bases 321 to 1445 code for a protein of 374 amino acids. The record is from RefSeq and is a predicted model, not a curated record. Gene Ontology annotation, molecular function: DNA-binding transcription factor activity, RNA polymerase II-specific; RNA polymerase II cis-regulatory region sequence-specific DNA binding; protein dimerization activity. Gene Ontology annotation, biological process: regulation of transcription by RNA polymerase II. Gene Ontology annotation, cellular component: RNA polymerase II transcription regulator complex. The transcript has 9 exons.
GGCUGAAAAAAACACCAUACUUACCAGAACCAAAGGCAUAAAUACGCAUUUAUAUCCUUAUAAAUGCGUAUUUAAGUCUAUAACCAGAACUCUGAAGAAGUGGGAGGAACCAAAGAUCAACAAGCUGAAGGUGGUGAAUUUCCUCCAGGACAGCAGAGGGCGCCAAAAGGCGCCACGGCACCACUUCCGGGGUGAAAACAAAUCCCCUUCCGGUGGGUAAAAAACAAACCGGACCGCGGUGACUCCAGCAGAACUUCAGUGGCUAACCGUGGCUGCUGAAUGAACAGGCGGUCCAGUUCGGCUCGGUUCGGUCGGUCAGUAUGGUGAAGUGUGUGGUCUCCGGCUGUCCGAACCGGGUGGACGGGUCCAACCAUGGAGUGUUCAACAGAACCCAAAAACGGUUCUUCAAGUUCCCGCGGGAUCCAGCGAGGGUCAAGGUGUGGCUGGCGGCGCUGCGGCAGGCGGACCAGCAGAACCAGAACCAGAACCUGAUCUGUGAGGACCACUUCCUGCCGGAGGACGUCCUGUCGGGUGACGUCAGCGCCGACGCCAUUCCCAUCAUGCCUCCCUGCCUGGACGGGCCGCUGGACUCGUUAGACCGGUGGGGAGCUGGGUCGGAGGACGACGAGGACCAGUGGGUCGGAACCGCUGGUCCCAGUGAGGAAGAGGAGGAUGAAGGCUGCUUUCCCUUUAACACCAAGAUGGCUACUCCAGAACUUCUUGCUCUGGACCCAACAGAACAGAAUCCGGCUGUCAAAGCGUUGCCAGAAUGUCCGACUCUCAGCCAGCAGCAGCAGAACGGGCCGAUUCGGACCCAGACCCGGGAAGACGUGUCUCUGCUGGUUCUGACCCGGCGGUUCCUGGACCUGUUCCUGACGGCGCCGGACGGCUGCCUGGACCUGCGCAGCGCCAUCGCCAGCCUGAGGACGCGCCGCCGCCGCGUCUAUGACAUCACCAACGUGCUGCAGGGCGUCCGGCUCGUCCAGAAGGAGUCCGUCAACCGGAUCCGCUGGAUAGGAAGCAGCCCCGCCUCAAGCUACCUGGGUCAGAACCGGGCCCGGUCCAACAUGGCCGACCUGAAGCUGGUGGAGGAAACUCUGGACUCUCUGAUCCGGACCAGCGCCGAGCAGCUCUUCCACCUGACCGACGACCCGCACAACUCCAGGUUGGCCUAUGUGACCCGGCAGGACCUGGUCGGGCUGCAGAACCUCCAGAACCAGACGGUUCUGGUGGUGAAGGCGCCGGAAGAAACCAGGCUGGAGGUUCCGGCUCCCACCGAGGACAGCAUCCAGAUCCACCUGAAGGGCGGGACGGGUCCGAUUCGGGUUCUGACCUGCGACGCCGGAACCACAGGAGAGGCGGGCUUUUCUUCCCUGGAGGAGAGUCGGAUCAGAACCGCCGAGCUGCUGCACGCAGGUCAGCAGAACCGGGUCCAGAGCGUGUAGCUCCAACCGGGUCAGCAGGGGGCACUGCAGGCUGAGAACAGGAGAAACGAUCCGACUGACGGCUUUACAGAGGAACCGGACCGGAACCACGGACCGGACCGGAACCAGGAGUGAAGUGAUGAAGACGAUUCUGAUUAUUAUUAUUUUUUGUUUGGUUCUGGUUUUGUUUUGAGCUCAGAACUUUCUGACAGAACCGGGCCGGGAUGUUCUGAAAUAAAGAGUAAAUAAAACCUGGA